Messenger RNA from Eimeria maxima, 748 nucleotides. RefSeq lists its product as hypothetical. The transcript has 6 exons. The record is from RefSeq and is a predicted model, not a curated record. The annotation marks the transcript as partial. Lineage: Eukaryota; Apicomplexa; Conoidasida; Eucoccidiorida; Eimeriidae.
ACCCCCUUCCCCACCCCCUCCUCCUCCGCCUCCGCCCGUAAAUGUUCCUGCAAGAGAAACAAAUUCAAAUGAGGGGAGAUCUCCGGAGGUCGGGAGAGGGAGGGGCAGAGGGCUGCACCCACCGGGUGCUGGCAGGGGUCGCGGGGUGCCUCUUGCUCGCGGUUCAGGCGUAGGCAUUUCACCUUUGUUUUCCAGUCCUGAAGUGGACGGUGGUUUAUCACCGCCCAAUAAAGAGGGCGGCGACGAAGGUGGCAGAAUGCAGCGCAAGCAUGAUCGCGAUGAGAGCCCCGAUGACGGUAGUCAACGACGCUGGAAGAGGAAACAACCCUCGAACGUCGACUGGAUGCUCAAAUGCAAGACAAAACUGUUCGAACUGAAGGAACGCACUGCGAAAAAAGCCAUCUCUGACGUUUUUCUCACGGAGAGGACACUACAAGAAACGAUUUCUUUUAUUGGCCAUAAUGCAACGAAACUGGAAGCUGUUGCAGCCAAAAGCCCAUCGGAAUUCGCCGCUGAAGACCGCCGCGUCUUCAUGCAGAGCAUCGAGUCGUACAUCGCCGGACUGGAGAGGGCACUGCUGCUGUUGGCGAAGGAAACUUUGAAUAAGCGGCAGUUAAUGGGUCUCUUCGAAAGCGCUGUGAAGGUCGAGCGUCUGACCACGCCUUCAGAGCUACUGACGGAAAUGAGGAGCAUCACUUCUCUCUUGAACACUUUCGCGUAUAUGCCUAAAAUGGAUGACGACGACUGA